Messenger RNA from Plasmodium fragile, 4728 nucleotides. RefSeq lists its product as uncharacterized. The coding region runs from base 1 to 4728 and encodes 1575 amino acids. NCBI's taxonomy places the organism in Eukaryota, Apicomplexa, Aconoidasida, Haemosporida, Plasmodiidae. The record is from RefSeq and is a predicted model, not a curated record. The transcript has 3 exons.
AUGGAAAGCAUUCAAAGAAAUGAAGACCAAAAUGAAGAUCAAAAUGAAGAGGAAAAUGAAGAUCAAAAUGAAGAUCAAAAUGAAUACACUCAACAUAAAGAAAACAAUAAAUUAAUCACCUUCGAACACAAUGACGUAGUCUUCUUCAAGCACAAGGAUAAGAAUAAAAUAGGAAUUGGAAGAGUAGUUAACUUUUACACAGAGCUCAAAAUUAAUGAUAUUCUUUUACCAUCCGAUCAUAACGUAACCCUAGCCAACUGCAUCAAAAUAUUGAACAAUAUAAAUGAUGAAAAGUAUGUUCAAAGCUACAUCGCAAAUUCAACCAGUGAAUAUGUAGACAGCACCCCAUACCAAGCUUCCACAUCCAACGCAAAUGAAAAAAUAAAUUGUAAGCCUUACGAAAAGGACGAAAAACAGGACUAUAAACAUGCCGAUUUGAAAGAAAAAAAUGAAGACAACGAAAUACAGGCCACUACAAGAACCGGAAGCAAUAACAACAACGCCAACAACCCUGAGUUCAAGUGCGAAAUGAAAAAAAGACGUAGAAGAAAAAAAAAACACGCAUUGGAUGAUACUGCCCUUAUACAUACUAACAGCAUAAGCAAUGGAAUAACGCGUAAAAAUGAUGAAAAAAGAAGAGUCAGUAAAUUAUUCUAUAUUGUCCAAUCAUUAGAAAAUUAUAAAUACAGUUUACAAUACAAAAAAUCCUUCAAGCAUUAUAAAAUAUUUACUCAUAACAAGUGGGAACUUAUCAAAUCUCUCUUCUGCAAAAACAUACAAAAUAAAAUCAGCUUCGUUCUCGCCGUGAAAUUAUUAGAAGUUAAGAAGGUAUAUGCAAACAAUAUAAAUUUACAAAAUGUUAUGAUAAAUAAUUUGAUGAAAAUUUAUAAAAGUGAAAGAGAUCUCCAUGUAGAUCAUCUUGUCCUAAAUUAUAUUAAAAAAGUAGACGUCAGAAUUAUAUUGCAAAAUAAUGUCCUCAUAACAAAUGAUGACUUUAAUGAAAUCUUCUCAAGGCACAGAAAGAAGAUAGAAGAGGACAGAAAACGGACAUUGCUCCACUCGAACAACGAUGAUGCCCAUCUGGAUGAAGCAAAUUCAAUCACCCAGGGUGAAAUGACACAUUUGUGGGAUUCCUACAGUGGAAGCUCCGGCAGCGUCACUGUUGGAAGCGACUAUGAUGACGACAUAAAGACACCCCAUCAGGGGGGUCAUGUGCAUGACCAACAGAAUGAUAUGCACAACUCCAGUAAUGUAAACUAUGUCGACAGGUUCCCUGUCGAUUGGGGGCACAAGGAGCCCCCUAACUUUGGGAAGAAGCACCCUCCCAAGUACGCGAUGAAGUAUCUCAUUCACUACGGCAAGAAGCAACCGACUGAUUCCCUCCUUUACAGCCACGACCGAGAAGGCACCCGCACAAUACACAAAAAGGACAACAUCAAUCUCCAAAAUUACAAAAAGAAGAGAAAAGUAAUAGAAGGAGAAACGUAUCAAUACGAAUUGAAAGGAAACCUAUUGGCUAAGUUUAAGUCCCCACAAGGGCGUGCAUACAGGGGAUGCAUUAAAAGCAUUUGCAAAGGUAAAAAUAACAUAUUUUCCUAUUUCUUAAUAGUCCCCUCCUGCUUCUGGUUCAACGAUUCUUACUACUUCUCCUGCUUAAACAUCGAUAUAGACAUUUUUCAACUUUUGGAAAUCAUCAAAAUUGUUGAUAACUCAAAAAAGAAACAAAUAGAAAGCAUAUCUUUCGCUAGGUACAAAAGUUUGGGGAAAAUUAACGACUGUGUGUAUAACCCUAAACCUAAUGAGGUCCAAACCUUGUUACAAAAGGGGCCGGAUACAGAUAAUACGCCCCUGAAAGUUCGAGUGCGUGCCCCAAAGAGGGACAUAACGAAAAAGAGGAGAAAAAGGCGCAAAAGUCGUACACUACAAGUGGAACUAGGCAAGAGAAAGAGAAAAAUACGUGGAGUAGACAAACGGUUAAAGGCUAGUGUUACCAAGGAGAAAACACGAGGGAGAGUUAAGAAAAGGAAAAAGCGACGGGAAGAAUGCCUAGAUGAUAAGGCUGGUAGAGGCUUUAAAAUUAAAAAGCAAAAAAAGCAGGUAGUGCAGCCAGAAGUUACUGAAAAAAAAAGUAGGGGCAGAAAGAAAAAAGUAGUACCAAUUCAAGAGAACAGCAAUGGGGAAGACGCGAAAAAAGCUAAGGGUAUGCGGAAGGUGGAAGAAGUCCAAAUAAAAAAGGAAAUGGAAGAGGAGUCAUGCCAAAAAAAGGUAGAGGUGAUACUCCACGAAAAUGAAACCAAAGCGCAGAACAACGAAACAGAAGCGAACCCCCUUUUCGAAGGGACACCCGAUCUUGAUGGUGAUGACACAACCAAUUUGAUGCAGAAUUCAUCCACAAAAAGUAACAUCUUCAACCUAAACAGCGAAAGAACAAAGUCGUACUUUACCAAAUUAGCACUUUUUUUUAAAAUUUCGCAGAACAGUAAUCAACAAACGAAGCAGGAUGAUGAAGAGGGUAAAAAGGGAACUGAAACCCAAACGAUUGAAGCCGACACUGCACGUGAAAAUAACUACGUCAACGACGAUAAUAAGGUGACAACAAGUAUAACGAACACGAAUGAGAACGAGCAAAAUGUAAACGUAAUGGCCAAGGUGAAUGAGGAGAAGGAAGACGUAAAUUUUAGAAAAGAAGAUCGAGAUGAUAAAGCUCCCAACGAAAAUACCAAUCAAGGAUGUGCAAAUAUGAAUGAAAUAAGACGAAACGAAGAUGAUGAAAUGAGAAACACAAAUAACACACUUAUUAGUAAAUUAAUUGCAAAUGGUAAAGAGGUAGAUUAUCACAACCUUCUGGAUCCCCCCUCUGUGGGUAAAGGAAGCGCAAACGACAUACACAUACAUGACAUGUGUCAACAAAAAAAUGUAGAUGAACAUGAAGCAACAAUACUCGAUCAUAUCGAACACUUGAAUGACAAUGAUGGUAACAUCCCUACUGCAGUUAUCGAAGAAGGAGUUGUACAGGAUAACCCUACACAAAUACAAGAAAAUGUGGAACCUUUUUAUCAGAAAAUGGACAAAACGGGCAUUACAAAUGAAGAAGAAAUUUUUAAAAAAGAAAAUUUUGGAGUACUUAAUGAAGAUGAUAGCGACGCAAAACGUACACAUUACAAAAAUGGUAUUCUGGGCGAUAAAACGGAUUCACUCAAUGGCGACAGUAGAAGCUAUCAGAACGAAUCCACGAUUAGCCAAAAUUCCUAUGAACGCAAGGGAACAACUAAUGAUUAUAAUGCUAGAGACCAGAAUGAUUCAUGGACUAGCCAAAAUUCCUACGAAAAAAAGGAAUCAGUAAACUGCGAUAAUUUAUGCGACAGGAACGAAUUCACGGCUAGCCCAAAGUACGACGAAAAGAUUCAACAGACGAUCGAACCAGUUACGUGUGAAGUGAAACAGCAGAUGUAUGGAGCACUUAUGAGUUUCUCAAACGAACAGAUGAACGGAACCAUAAUUAGUGACGAAAAACAUGUGGAUAACCCAUCGAACACACAUCUCAGAAAGGUGAGCAACACAAACAACCUUGUGAAAAAAGAGCCGGAAGAAAACAAUAAUUACAAUUUAACAGUACACAUGGAUCUCUCAAAUAAAAAUCACACGUCCAAAAUGUAUAGCACCACGCAGGACUACUACAAAAACUUCUGUAAGAACAAAUGUGCGGACCACAUAAAUAAAUUCCGAGACGAUGAAAAAAUUAAAAAAAUUGAAACAUUGUACAAAUUUUGCAAAGAGGACAUAAACAUUUUACUGUACGUUUACGUCAUGCAUAUAUAUGUGAACAAAUUAUGCAAAAACGUAAUUGUAAAAGUAUUAAAUCCAAAGUGUAAAAAUGUGAAAAAGACAAAAUAUUCUGAGAGCGACUUCAUUUUAACCCCCCUGAUAGGGUACUCGUAUGCGAAUUAUUACUACUUAAAAAUAAAUAAAAGGAAAGGAAGAACCAAAAUGAAAACGAAAACGGGAAAAAAAAAGGGGAAAAAAAAUAAAAUAAAAAUAAAAACGGAAAUAAAAACUGAAAAAAAAAUUGAUAGAAGAUUCAAACAAAUAAAGAACAAUUUGAUAACCAAGAAAGGGAAAAGGAAAAAAAAAAAAAAACUAGGACGAAAAAAAAAAUUAAUAGAACAAGUCAAGACAGAAGUUAAAAGGGGGAGGAAGAGGAAAAGAAGAAGAAAAAGAACUCACAAGAUGAAAAGUAACCUUUUAUGUGACACAUUCGUGAAGCCCAAAAUGUCCAAGUCUAGUUUGAACAAUAUUUCAAAAAUGAAAAACAUGGAUGAUAAAACGUAUGGAAAAACAAAAAAUGUAAUAAAAUGUACCACACAAUUUGUAAAUUUUUAUUUAUGGGGUAUAUACAAUUGGAACUACAACAAAACUCUGCGCAUUUCUUUUAAUAAUAUUUCGAAUAAAAAAAUAACAAACUUUGAUAUUUACAAUUUCUUUUUUUACAAUUAUGACACCAUCUCCAACUUAAAUGAAAUAAACAAAGACCUAAGCACAUUAAUAAGCAUUUACAAAAACAUAAGAACUGUUUUGUAUCAAAAUUCGUCCAUAUAUGGAAAUUUAUUGUUAUUAAAACCUACAAACACCAUGGCCAGGACGCAUUCGGAUGAUGAGCUAAUAAAAUUUUGGCUAAAAACACUAAACGAGCUGCAUCAAGUCAGGGAAGGCUUUUGCAAGUUUUUUUAA